Scophthalmus maximus (turbot) is the source of this 1510-nucleotide messenger RNA. RefSeq names its product forkhead box L2-like (gene foxl2l). Gene Ontology annotation, biological process: anatomical structure morphogenesis; cell differentiation; regulation of transcription by RNA polymerase II. Lineage: Eukaryota; Metazoa; Chordata; Actinopteri; Pleuronectiformes; Scophthalmidae. The record is from RefSeq and is a predicted model, not a curated record. Gene Ontology annotation, molecular function: RNA polymerase II cis-regulatory region sequence-specific DNA binding; DNA-binding transcription factor activity, RNA polymerase II-specific. The transcript has a single exon. Bases 62 to 976 code for a protein of 304 amino acids.
CUGCGCAGCUGCGCGGUCACAGUCCACGUCCAGCCGAGAACAGCGUGAGAAGCUCGGCGACAUGAAAGACGCGCUUACCUGUGGGAGGAGCGCGCGCACCUGCGGACCCCGCCCACCCCGCCGCCGGGACCGCAGCCCGUGGCCCCGACCGGACGCCGCAGCCGCGGACGCCCCAGUCAUGGACGCAGGUGCUCAACCCCCCGCCGACCGCGGAGUGCAGCUCCUGGACAUCAGCUCCAACUUCCCCGCGUCGGAGCGCGGAGGCGAGCCCGUGCCGCCGCGGGAGAAGCCGCCGUACUCCUACGUGGCUCUCAUCGCCAUGGCCAUCGAGGACGGCCCGGAGCGGCGGCAGACGCUCAGCGGCAUCUACCAGUACAUCGUCGCCAAGUUCCCCUACUACGAGAAGAACCAGAAGGGCUGGCAGAACAGCAUCAGACACAACUUGUCCCUGAACGAGUGCUUCGUCAAGGUGCGCAGGGACAGCGGCGGGGACAGGAAGGGCAACUACUGGAUGCUGGACCCCGCCUUCCACGAGAUGUUCGAGCGGGGCAACUACCGGCGGCGCAGGCGGGUGAGGAGACCCAACAGACCCCCGAGCGCGCCCCACCUGCCCCCCGAGCCUCUCUACCUGCCGCCCUACGUGGGCAGCUCCUGGGCUCUGUGCCCGCCCCAGCCCGGCGCGUCGGAGCCGACCGGGUACCCAGCGCCGCAGGUCAUCGCCGGACACCCCCGGGGCCUGUCGCCCGGCGGCGCGGCGGGCUCCUACUACCCGCCCCUGCACUUCCAACACCCGCACUACGGCGCGUACCACCGCCCCCUGCCCGUGCUGGUGCCCCACAGCGGCUGCCCCUACGGCGGCGUGACGCAGCCGAUGAGCCCCGACGGAGGCACCGUGUCCGUGGCGUGCAACUACCAGCAGUUGACCCCUUAUUCUCGGCCGGCGGAGGCACAAGUGGUUCUUUCGUUCGAGCAGUAGAGUCUCAGCGACGGUCAGACAGUUCCCAGACUCACAGGUCAGCUGUUUUCACCAUGCUCAGUUGGGCUGUCAUCCACUCGUCGGGUUAAGGUUCCACCUGUUUGUUGGUUCGACAGGGUGUUAGUUUCACUUGUCGACUAGGUGACCCUGUUAAAAAGGGUUUUUGCUCAUCUUUUUUUUUUCUUCCAUGCUACACUUUUAAAUGACAAGUAUUACUGUCAGAACGUUUAGCAUUUUGCUUCAGAAAUGGCAUUGAUCAAGUGCGAGUUUAAAAGGGCAGCUGUAUAGUGGCCAGUAAGACGCAGUUUAUGCCUUAUUUUACAAUCAAAUUCCCUUUUUUUAUUGCUUUAUUUUUAAAAGCAUUUUUGAAAAGGCUUCUACAAGUGUAGCUGUGUUAUUUAUUUAUUUUCUCUGAUUUUAUACAAUUUUCCGAGCUGCAACAUGCAAUAGUGGUGACAGUGAAGCACUGAUCAGUUUUCAUGUUUUCAAGAAUGUUAAGAUGUUUGUUCAAAUAAAUUUCUAUUUUUUACAUUU